UUGAAGAACGUUUGAGGUGCACUGCACUCGCACACACAGCAAAACAAAAAAUGGAUUUCACGGAGAAGGACCUUUUCGGUGAAGAUUCCGACAACGAAAAAGAUGGGACCCACUCCUCCUCCGCCGCAUCUUCUUCCUCCUCCGGCGGCUCCUCCUCCUCUUCCGGCUCCUCUUCUGCUGCCUCUUCCUCCAACGCCGAAUCAUCCUCCGCCACCAGCAGCGCUGGUGCUGCUCCCGCCGCCGCCGACGAUGAUGAAGAGAAUGGCGAUGUCGUAGAUAGCACCACCCACCAUCACAAUCACAAUCACGACGAUCACGAAGACAAAGAUCUGUUCACCUCCGACGAUGAAGAUUUCAGCAAAACCCUCGAUAAAAGCUCUUUGCUCGUUCCUGUGUUGCCUGUUGCCACCCGAAACACGAAUAAUCCAGGUAGAGGGGGAUUUGGCCGUGGUCGUUGGCAGCCUGGGCACCAAAAUGAUAGAGGAGCCGGUAUUCUCCCGCGUCCUGGACCGUAUCCUCAGAGGCAGAAUUUUGGGUACGGUAAUAGGUUUCAGAAUGGCCGCCAUGAUGAACGAUUUGUCUCCGAGUUGAAGCUUACAAAGAGUGAAGAAACUCUUUCUAGAAAGUGCAUUGCUUUUCAGGAGCCUUGUGAAAUUGGUUGCUAUAGUCGUGUAGAAGGCGGAGAAGUAUAUUUCGACGAUCGUAGCUUGAGGCUUUUUAAGCGCCAUAUCACUGAAGAUAUCGGAGCUGAUCUUAAUGAAGGCUAUGAUACAUUCAUUCCCAAGAAAGACUUAGGCUCGGAGGGCUUUGGAGAUCUUCUUGGCUGCAUUAGAGACAGAAAUAUCCCGCUUCAAAACAUUCAUUUUGUGACAUUCCGUAACAAUCUUAACAAGAUACUGGCUACAGCUUACAUACGUCAUGAACCUUGGGAAAUGGGAGUGCACAAAAGGAAUGGUGUUGUCUAUCUCGAUGUACAUAAGCUACCAGAAAGACCGCAAAGUGAUUUAGAUCGCAGGAGAUGUUAUACGGGAUAUUGUUUCGAGAGCCUUGCCACUGAAGAUCCUACAAGAGCAGAUGGAGAGGGGAUACAUCAUGUCGAUGCCAAUGUUGAAUUCUGUUCUGUGAUUAAGACAAAAUUAGGGGCCCAUCGUAUCUUGAUGGGUGCUGAGAUGGAUUGCUGUGAUUCGACUAAUGAUGGGAAGAGAUUUUAUGUGGAGUUGAAGUCAAGUUUUGAGUUGAAUUACCAUACCGAGGAAAAAUUUGAGAGAGAGAAACUGCUAAAGUUUUGGAUUCAAUCAUUCCUGGCAGGUGUUCCAUUUAUUGUCAUAGGAUUUAGGGAUGAUAAAGGUCGUCUUGUUCGGACAGAGAGACUUAGAACCAAGGAUAUAACACAGAGAGUAAAACUGAAGAACUACUGGCAGGGAGGAGUCUGCUUGGCAUUUGCCGACGAGGUAUUAUGCUGGCUUUAUGGAACAGUCAAAGAAAACGAAGAUUACAUUUUGCAGUAUGCUCCACCUUCCAACCGAUUGGAGCUACUGCAAGCCCAGUCUUGCCCAGAUGUAAUUACAAGUCAUUUGGAGCUACUGCAACCCCCAUCUUGACCAAAAAAAAGGAGCUAUUGUGAAAAUUGGAAUACCUUGACAGUUAUUUAAACAAUUCAAUAUAGCUAAAAAGGGGGAAUGAACUCUGGAUUUUCCCCUGUAACUUUGAUCAGUUCAUGAACUUUUGGUAUAGGGAUACCCUAUGUGAGUGCUGAAAGUUGCAUUCACAUCUUAAUAGAAAUCUGCAGAAGUUUUUAGUUGGAA
This is a messenger RNA of Lotus japonicus, 1805 nucleotides long. RefSeq names its product NAD-capped RNA hydrolase DXO1. The record is from RefSeq and is a predicted model, not a curated record. The coding region runs from base 51 to 1601 and encodes 516 amino acids. Gene Ontology annotation, molecular function: mRNA 5'-diphosphatase activity. Gene Ontology annotation, cellular component: nucleus; cytosol. Gene Ontology annotation, biological process: nuclear-transcribed mRNA catabolic process; NAD-cap decapping. Lineage: Eukaryota; Viridiplantae; Streptophyta; Magnoliopsida; Fabales; Fabaceae. The transcript has 13 exons.